UGCUCGCGUGGACAUAACACGCCCGGACAAGGAAGAACUGCUGGUGCCGCUCGAAAGUUUGGCAUUGUAUCGAUAACUUCCAUACAAACUUAACGGUGACACUGUGGUGUAGGCUUGGAACUUGAGCGAGGCUGGGAGAUUGGACGAGUGCGUCGAUGAGAGAGUCGGGAAUGACUAUGUCGCCGAGGAAGUCCACAGAACGCUUCACGUUGCUUUGCUUUGCACCCAAGACUGGAGAGCUUCGACCGGCAAUGGGCGACGUUUUGGCGAUGUUGCUCGGCUACCUCGACCUCGGGUCCCCCAGCUGAUAAUUCGCGAAGGAGAAGCUCUAAUCUCGAUCGAGACAAUGGACAUGACAUGGAACUGUUAAACGCACUUUACGAGCAAGCGAGGGUAAAAAUCAUAUAAGAUGAAAUCCUGACAAAACUAGAUGUAUGAUCUAUGGCCGGGAGGGAAAUAUAGGAUUAGAGAUGAGCUGCUUGUGGUGGGUUCUUCUUCUCAUUCUUUGUUUUGGCACACGGCCUCUCGCAGCACAGCAGCAGCGACCAGUGGACGUCACGGAUCCAGGUCAACUACCAAACGUUCUCUACUACAACACCGCCAACACCAGCGAAGGCAGCCCAUUCCAGCGAAAUCUCGACACAGUCUUCGAAUUCCUCCAGGGGUUCAAUCCCUCCAAUGGAUUUGCAACUUCUCUCGGAUAUGGUGCGUUUCCCAACAUCGCCUACGCGCACACGGCUUGCUACAACAUGUCGGACCAGCCCAGCUGCUCAUCUUGCAUCCAGCAGACGUAUGCCAAUGUCCGAACUAGAUUUCCAAUUGGUGCCCGUUUCUGGAGGAAUUCCACAGCACAAAGAUGCAACAUGCGGUUCGAGAAUAGCAAUUUUACGAGAGACUUGCCAUCGGGGACGCUAGGAAUAUUGGGUCCAAAUGCCUCCGCUCCAGCUCCACCUCCAGUGGUUCCCCCUCCAACUCCUGCUAGCACUCCAGGCGGUGGCAGUGGCGGAUCAGGCAACACAGCAGCCAUUGUGGCUGGUGUUGUGGUGCCAGUGUUUUUGAUCCUGGGAGUUGCCGGACUUCUGCUCGUCAAGCGCAGAAGGUCCCGACGACGACGACGACGACGACGACGACGAGGAGGGUUGCCUCGAGUUCCUUCUUCAGAACUGCAAAGGAGUUCGAGAGGACCCAUUGCGUUUUCUUACCGGGAUUUGUGUGAGGCCACCGAAGACUUUAGCGACCGAAACAAACUCGGACAAGGCGGAUUUGGCACCGUGUACAAGGCUUUCUUUGGCGAUGGAACCGUGUUUGCUGUGAAGAGGCUUUCGGUGGAGUCUCAGCAAGGAAAGAGGGAGUUUGUGAAUGAGAUCGAUAUUAUCACCGGCAUUCGUCACAAAAAUCUUGUGAUGCUCGAGGGAUACUGUUGCGAGGGGAAUCAUCGGCUUAUCGUCUACGAGUUUCUCGAGAAAGGGAGCCUCGAUCAAACACUGUUCGGAAAGAGUUUACUCUUAGAUUGGCCAGCUCGCUUCCAGAUUAUCGUGGGAGUGGCGAAAGGCCUCGCUUAUCUCCACGAGGAAUCACACGAACAGGUUAUACACCGGGACAUCAAGGCCAGCAACAUCCUCCUUGACAAAAUGCUCCAGCCGAAGAUCUCCGACUUUGGAAUCUCCAAGCUGGCGGGAGUGGACAGAGAAAACACAACCACGAGACUGGCCGGGACAGUUGGAUACAUGGCACCCGAGUACGUUCUUCGAGGGCGACUAUCUUCCAAGGCCGAUGUUUUCAGCUUUGGAGUUCUUGUUCUCGAGAUCAUCAGCGGCAGGAAGUGCAUGGAUGACACACUUCCUGUGGAAGAAGAAAUCCUUGCGCAAUGGGCUUGGAGCCUCUUUGGUGCUGGAAAGCUCGAAGAAUUAAUCGAUCCUAGACUGGAAAAGUUUUACAUCGCAGAAGAGGCUCACCGAGCCACGCACGUCGCAUUGCUGUGUAGCCGAGAAUUUGAAGGGAGCCGGCCAACGAUGAGUGCCGUGGUUGCGAUGCUCAUGGGUUACCUCGAGCUAGAGCCGCUCACCACGGUAGACACUCCCAACUACUUUGGACAGAUUCGCCACCAUGGUUGGACGACGACGACGACAACGACGACGUCACAAACCGGCUCUUCUUACGCAGCUUCUCCCUUGACUGCUACGAGCGCACGCUAGUCAAAGUCUGCCACCUUUCUCGAAGCCUGAAACCUGGUGUCUCGCACUUUUGUCAGUGGCGGAAAAAGUGUGGAAGGACUCUGGGAGCCACGCUGUCGAAGAUUUCGCAGCAAAAUCAAAAGUGGCGAAUCUCGGCAAAGAUUGAUCAUAUGUCCAAGUGAAUUGUGUUUAAAGACUAAGUCAAGAAAGACUUGGAUUUUUUCGA
Selaginella moellendorffii is the source of this 2400-nucleotide messenger RNA. Its product is annotated as probable LRR receptor-like serine/threonine-protein kinase At1g56130. NCBI's taxonomy places the organism in Eukaryota, Viridiplantae, Streptophyta, Lycopodiopsida, Selaginellales, Selaginellaceae. Bases 435 to 2195 code for a protein of 586 amino acids. The record is from RefSeq and is a predicted model, not a curated record. Gene Ontology annotation, molecular function: ATP binding; protein kinase activity. Gene Ontology annotation, biological process: protein phosphorylation. The transcript has 9 exons.